UUGUUGCUUCUGCUAUUUUUACUCUAUAUUUAGUUGCUGUGUUUACAGCUCUUAUUUUUUUCUUUCUACCACACAUUCUACCUCUCAUGGGCUUCAAGACGUCUCUCCCCAGCCGAAUGAAAAUGGAAAAAACUCCCCGUUAUACACAACGGGAGCGUAACAUGGUUUUGGGUUAUGCGGCCCAAUACAAAGACAUCAUCGAGAAUAAACGCACCGAUGCCGAAUCGAAUCGCAAAAAGGAUGAGGUGUGGCGUCAAAUAGCCAAAGAGUUUAAUGCCCGUGUCUAUCAUCAGCGCUCCUCCAAACAAUUGCGCCAGCUGUAUAAGAAUAUGAAACUGUUGCUGAAAAAGGAUUUAUGCGGCGAGGGUAAGGGUAAUCGCACCUUUAUGGAUCUCCUCAAUACCAUAUCACAGCAAGAAUCGGUGGCCCAAUAUAUAUCCGAGCAAAUGUCACCGAAUGGUUAUAGCAAUAGUGGUCGUCAAAAGUACGAUGAUGAUUAUGAUGAUUCAAAGUUUCCCUUGUUACAGCAUCCCGUACUCAAUUACGAUGGCAUGGACCAUGAUGUCAUUGUUAUCAAAUCCGAAGAUAUCAGCGAUAAUGAACAAUCCCACAGUGGCGAAGCCAUGGACGAAGAUGAUGAUGAUUGUCUAAGUCCCAAAGACAUACCCGAAGUAUGUUUGGAGGAAGAAGAUGAAGAACUAUUUGCCACAGAUUUGAGACAACAACAGCAGCCUCCCAACACAGCACAACAACAGCAACAACCAACACAAAAAUCAGCACAGAACCAGCAACAAGCCCAAAGUCAACAAAAUCAGCAACAGCCGCAGCUGCUGCAUCAUUCACAACAACCUGAGAUAACCAUACAAAACAUAGGAGGCAUACGUGUGGGCAGCAUAGGCAGUAUGGCCAAUAUGAAGGCCUUGCAGAAUGUGGUCAACAAUAAUGCAGCCACCACCACCAACUCAGCCUUAAGUAUAACACAUGCCAAUGGCAAUGCGCCGGGCCAGGCUUUAAAUCUAAGACAAACCAGUGCCGAACAGCAGCUACUACUAAAUGGCUUGGGUUUGAGUGCGGUAAAUCACAAUAACAAUGUUUUGGACACAAAUCCACGUAUGCCCACUUUGCAAAGAGCCAGCCAGCAACAUAGCAAUCAGCCGCCCCCACAAUCAACCAAUCAAUUACAUUUAAAUACCCACAGUAAUGCCACCCAACAGCUAUUACUUAAUAUCAAUGGCGGCAGCCCCUAUACACCCCACAAACACUAUGGCCAGCAUCGGCAAACCUCCACGCCCAACAGCAUUUCCCAUAAGAAUUCACAAAACGACUACUUUAUGCUGGGCAUAGAGGAGCGUAAGCUGAAAAUAGAGCUGCUGAAUGCCCAAAUUGAAUAUUGGAAAAAGUUGACCAAGAAACUAGAUGAAAAUCCUGGCCACCAGCCCAAUCCCUCGUGCAUGUGCCAUUUCCCCGGCAAAGCGAAUGGUGUGCAGACACCCUCCUCCACCAGCUAGGAGGAGGAGAAAAAGGAGUUAGUGAGAGCGGUAGCAUGUAAAGGGCUGCAGCAGCCCGAACAGCCAGCCAGUCGUGAGUCGACGCCCAAUCUACUAGAACCUUUAAACUACGAAAUUAUACAACUGGAUGAUGACGAUGAGGAAGAUGAUGAAGAUGAAAACGAUGUGGUACAGGAAGUUGAGCAACAACAGGAAUUAGAGCAGUUGGAGGAAGAUGAAACUGAUGUGGAAGAAGUAAAUCCACCAACUCUGGAGGAGGAUAAUCCUGAUUUAGAACACGAUGUACAGGUAACAGCAGAGUUAGAUAAAGGUAAAAGAAAACUUAAAACCUCCUCUAACAAUUUACUGGUAGACAUUAGUCAGUCUAUUAAAUGGCAUGAAAUCAUACAGGAAAAUAGCGAGAGUGAAAACAAACCAAAGUUAAAGAAAUUAAAAUUACAAUAAUAACUACAAAUUAAAGAUUUAACAAAUAAAACAACAGUUUAUAAAAUAAAACAGCAGCAAUGUUUCCCAAAAAAAAAUUUUCUUUUAAAGUAACCCCUAUGUCUAUACCUGAUACAUUUUUGUCAUGAUAAACGUCAAAAUGGUUGUCGAGAUAAAAAAUUAUCAGGGGACUAUCAUUUAUUCUUCGUUAUGAUAAAAUUGUCAUGACAAAGGCUGGGAAACAUCUUGCUGCUAAACUUUUAUUUCUAUUUCAAAUGAAAGACUGAAAAAACCUUUUUAAAAUUUAUUAAGAAUAUGAUAAUGCCUGUUAAACAAAAUUUCAAAUUCCUAUAAACAAAACAGUUAAAGUAACAUUGUAUAUAAAUUAUUUAUAAACAAAUUAGCUACAAAUUUUAAAUUUAAAUUAAAACACAAAUAA
Messenger RNA from Calliphora vicina (urban bluebottle blowfly), 2370 nucleotides. Its product is annotated as putative mediator of RNA polymerase II transcription subunit 29. The record is from RefSeq and is a predicted model, not a curated record. Bases 87 to 1508 code for a protein of 473 amino acids. The transcript has 3 exons. NCBI's taxonomy places the organism in Eukaryota, Metazoa, Arthropoda, Insecta, Diptera, Calliphoridae.